This is a messenger RNA of Struthio camelus australis, 8743 nucleotides long. NCBI's taxonomy places the organism in Eukaryota, Metazoa, Chordata, Aves, Struthioniformes, Struthionidae. The record is from RefSeq and is a predicted model, not a curated record.
GGGUGAGCUCUGUGGGAGCACAAACGCGGGGGAAAGAUGCCUGUCGUGUGGCCGACGCUUCUGGAUCUCAGUAGGGAUGAAUGCAAGAGGAUCCUUCGCAAACUGGGUACAAACUGGAGGCAUAUGCAGGUGUCAUCAGUGCCUUACGUGCGCAGGGAGACCUUACGAAGGAGAAGAAGGAUCUUCUUGGAGAACUCUCUAAAGUGCUUAGUAUUUCAACAGAGCGACAUCGUGCUGAAGUUCGGAGAGCAGUAAAUGAUGAACGACUAACGACUAUUGCACACAAUAUGUCUGGACCAAAUAGCUCUUCAGAAUGGUCUAUAGAAGGUCGUCGACUGGUGCCACUGAUGCCACGGCUCGUUCCGCAAACAGCUUUUACUGUUACAGCUAAUGCCGUUGCCAAUGCAGCUGUUCAGCACAAUGCAUCUCUUCCAGUUCCUGCAGAAACCGGAAACAAAGAAGUGGUGGUUUGCUAUUCCUACACAAGUACCACUUCAACCCCAACAUCUACCCCUGUUCCAAGUGGCAGUGUAGCAACAGUGAAGUCCCCCAGACCUGCCAGUCCAGCCUCCAAUGUAGUCGUCUUGCCAAGUGGAAGUACUGUUUACGUCAAAAGUGUCAGCUGCUCAGAUGAUGAUGAAAAGCCUCGCAAAAGACGGCGAACUAAUUCUUCUAGUUCCUCCCCUGUUCUCCUGAAGGAAGUCCCGAAAGCAGUGACUCCUGUCACUAAAACUAUCACAGUGCCUGUAAGUGGCAGCCCGAAGAUGAGUAAUAUAAUGCAGAGCAUUGCCAACUCCUUACCACCACACAUGUCGCCUGUGAAAAUAACCUUCACUAAGCCCUCAACACAGACAACAAACACGACAACACAGAAGGUGAUAAUAGUAACCACCUCUCCAAGCUCAACUUUUGUACCCAACAUCCUUUCAAAGUCCCACAACUAUGCAGCAGUUACGAAACUUGUCCCAACGUCAGUCAUUGCCUCAACUACUCAAAAGCAACCAGUGGUUAUAACUGCAUCUCAGUCCUCUCUGGUCAGUAGCAGCAGCAGUAGUAGCUGUUCCGCUCCUUCCUGUACAGCAAAUACUAUUGCGGUGACUGCUGUGGUAUCAUCAACACCGUCAGUAGUGAUGUCAACAGUAGCACAAGGUGUGUCUACAUCAGCGAUUAAAGUUGCCUCUACCAGACUACCUUCCCCAAAAGGUUUAGUUGGGAACCCAACUCAGAUUUUAGCACAGUUUCCCAAACAGCAUCAACAGUCCCCAAAACAGCAACUGCACCAAAUACAGCAGGCCCAACAACAACAGCAGCAGCUGUUGCAGUCUUCUGUAGCUCAACAGCAGCCACAGCAAUCUCAGUUGCCGCCUGGCAUCAAGCCCACCAUUCAGAUCAAACAGGAAUCAGGUGUUAAAAUAAUCACUCAACAGGUGCAACCCAGUAAAAUCCUUCCCAAACCAGUUACAGCGACCUUGCCCAGCAGUAGCAAUUCACCUAUUAUGGUGGUUAGCAGUAAUGGGACUAUCAUGACAACUAAACUGGUCACUACUCCCACUGGAACUCAAGCAACGUAUACACGGCCAACAGUUAGCCCCUCUCUAGGGGCUCGGAUGGCUGGAACUCCAGGGGCCGCUACUUAUGUGAAAACUACGAGUGGUAGCAUCAUUACGGUAGUACCGAAAUCACUGGCUACGCUGGGAGGCAAGAUUAUCAGCAGUAAUAUUGUUUCAGGAACUACAACCAAAAUCACUACAAUUCCAAUGACAUCCAAGCCUAAUGUGAUUGUUGUGCAAAAGACUACUGGAAAAGGAACUACAAUUCAAGGGCUUCCAGGCAAAAAUGUUGUCACAACGUUGUUAAAUGCUGGGGGGGAGAAAACUAUUCAGGCAGUGCCAGCAGGAGCAAAACCUGCUAUCAUCACUGCCACAAGACCCAUCACAAAAAUGAUUGUUACACAGCCAAAAGGAAUAGGGUCCACGGUCCAGCCAGCCACCAAAAUCAUCCCAACUAAAAUUGUUUAUGGUCAGCAAGGGAAAACGCAGGUUCUUAUAAAGCCAAAGCCAGUGACGUUUCAAGCAACAGUUGUGAGCGAGCAAACUAGGCAGUUGGUAACUGAAACGUUACAGCAGGCAUCAAGAGUGGCAGAGACAGGAAACUCUUCUCUCCCAGAAGUGAAAGAAGAACCACAAACCUACACUGAUAGCAGCUCAUCUUCGACAGAGUCCUCCCAGAGCUCCCAAGAUUCUCAGCCUGUAGUCCAUGUGAUUGCUUCACGAAGUCAGGAUUGGUCAGAACAUGAAAUUGCUGUGGACACGAGCCCUACAAUAAUUUACCAGGAUGUAUCCGGUGAAUCUCAGUCAGCUACUUCCACAAUAAAAGCCCUGUUGGAGCUUCAGCAGACAACAGCAGUGAAGGAGAAGUUAGAAUCAAAGCCAAGACAGCCUACCAUUGACUUGAGCCAAAUGGCUGUCCCAAUCCAGAUGACCCAAGAAAAGAGGCAUUCUCCAGAAAGUCCUUCAAUUGCUGUGGUAGAGUCAGAAUUAGUUGCUGAAUAUAUCACAACUGACUCAGGAAGACAACACUGUAUUGGUUCACAUUCGGAAGAAUAUCUACACAACCAUAUAGUCAGUCAUCGGUCACAGCCCCACCAGCAGUCAUCCCAGCCCCAGAGGACUCUGCUGCAGCAUGUGGCUCAGUCGCAGACAGCAACGCAGACUUCCGUUGUGGUGAAAUCCAUCCCCGCAUCUUCCACAGGCGCAAUUACCCAUAUCAUGCAGCAGGCCUUAAGCAGUCACAGUGCAUUUACCAAACACAGUGAACAGCUUGGAACUGAGGAAGGAGAAGUGGAAGAGAUGGACACCUUAGAUCCUCAGACUGGCCUGUUUUACAGAUCUGCCCUGACACAAUCGCAGGCACAGAAACAGCAAAAACUGAGUCAACCACAGCUGGAACAGACUCAACUGCAAGUGAAAACUCUGCAGUGUUUCCAGACUAAGCAGAAGCAGACAAUCCACCUGCAGGCUGAUCAAAUCCAGCACAAACUCCCACAAAUGCCCCAGCUUUCUAUAAGGCAUCAAAAGCUAACCCCCCUGCAGCAAGAGCAAGCACAGACCAAACCAGAUGCACAGCACCCCCCUCACCACAUGAUGGCCAAAGAAAGGCAACUCCCUACCUUAGUGGCACAGCCACAGCAAACUGUAGUACAGGUGCUUGCAGUAAAAACCACGCAGCAGCUGCCCAAACUGCAACAGGCACCAACGGCACAAAAAAUCUACGUGCAGCCCCAACCCCCCCAGAGUCAAAUGCAGCUACCUGCCUCUUCAGAGAAACAGCCAGCAAGCCAGGUGCAGCAUCCAAUUAAAACGCACGGAUCCACUGUUACAAAGAUAACUUUUGAGGGGCAUCAGCCUCCUUCUGUUUCAAAGGUAGCAGGUGGCAGUUCUGUGCCCAAACUGGCGUUGCCGGUUACAAGCCUAUUUCCCACGCAGGCAUCCGUGAAGACAGCAGUAGCAGACAUUUUGAGAAUGUCUAUGAUGGAAGCUCAGAUUGAUGCAAGCAUAGAACGUAUGAUAGUGGAUCCCCAAAGCAAGGCCAGGUCCACUAGUAAAGUCGCUAGCGAAGCAGAGUCGUCACCUUGUACUCAGGUGCCGAGGGUGACUGCAGUAGGGAUGACGGCAACUUCCAUCCCCCAGCAACAGAAAUCUAAAGAAUCCAGUUCAAGUCCUCCUGCUGUUGGUCCUACUUUAACAGAGAGGAAACUCGAUGCACAAGGAAUGCCUACAACAAACCAGUUUAUACACAUUCAGAAUAUAUCACAAAAGAAAGCUGAAGAGAGCUCAUCAGAAAUUGUUAUCCAGACUAUCCCUCAAUAUUCCAUCCCUUGUCACUCCAGCUCCAAUGUGGUAGUGGAACCCAGCGGGCUCCUGGAGCUCAACAACUUUACCAGCCAGCGCCUCGACGAUGAGGAGACAGCAAUGGAACAAGAGGUGGACAGUAGCACUGAGGACGGCACUGAGCCCAGCCCCUCUCAGAGUUCUGCUGAACAAUCCUAAGGAAUUGGGACACUGGAGUGCACUUUAAAACAUCUUGGGAUUUGAGUAUCCCAGAUGCCCUUGUAUUGUGAUGUCUUAGAGCACUUUGCUUAUUAGAGUUGUUCAUUGGACCCUUGAAGCAUCAGUGUGUUUUAACAAGACAGUAUUGCAAAAGCUGCAUCUUUGGGGCGGGGGGGAUGGGGGGAAAUGUUUCCAAAAAGGUAUAGUUACCGAGAUAGAGUAAACCUGUGACAGUGGAAUGUACUCCUGUUAAAAAGCAAAUCUGCAGCGAAUUCUACAGCUCGUGCAUACGAAGCCCUUGCCCAGAUGCUGAAAGCAGCUUUCAGUGAAAAGGGAUCUUUACUUUGCUGUGUCUUUUUGUUAGCUGUUGAGCAAAACACCAUCAAAAAAGAGAAUGUUUAUUAAAUAUUUGUAUUUUUAAAUAGCAUGUGAGAGAAAAAGUGUCUCUGACAGUGCUGGAAAAGCCCCAGGAAUUUUGGAAUUGGUUAGCUUUCUUGCACUUGUGCUCACUUAGAGUUAAGAUUUUUAAUAAGCCUAAAAAUAUAGUUUAUUUUUUUAAAAUCCUUGUUGGUGAAUGUUUGGAAAUAAGCAAAAAUCACUAACUAGUAGCAAUGUGCGUUUGCUAGUGGACUUUUGUUUUCAUGCUUUACAAGAAGUAGGGUAAUGGCGUUAUGAAGCAUUUCUUUGUGCCAUAAGCACGUGAAAUGCUCAUCUACUCUAGUUAAUCCUUGAUUAUUUAUUUAAAAAUAAAAUUUAAAGUGAGGCCAAGUUGUUUGAAAAGUUCCUGUUAAACAGGCAGGUGUGUUAAUUCUAAUACAAGUGGGAUGCAGGUGGAUAUAUUUUGGUAUAAAUGAGUUUUUCGAAAUUGGGGAAUAAAUGGUUCAGCAUCUGAAGUUGAACUUCCGAAUUUAGAAGUGAGCUAUGGCUUUUAAAAAUCUGUAUUUUACUCUUACAUGCUGUUUCUAAAGUGACCAUUUUGGAAGUUUAAAAGCUUAAAUUGAAAUACAGUGGUAGGUUUCAGAAAUUAGCCUUAUGACUUGGCUCGUUGAAGCAAUACAUUGGGUUUUUGUGAUAGUUACAAGCCACAGAGGUUUGGGUUCAGGUGGGAUAAGAGAAGCAGUUUUAAUACAUUCUGCUAAUCAAGACAAUAGUUUUCUUUUUUUUUUUUUUUUCAAAUGUAUAUAAAAACACGUUUUUAACUGUUUUGUAUAGAAUUCAUUAUAAAUAACUAGUCAUUUUAAGACUUGGACAUAUCAUUCAAUUGUGUAUACAUCUAUCAACCUAACUGCCCACUUUUUGGUGCUGAAGUACUACUGUAAGUAGAUUUCAUCCAAAGUCUAAUACAGUUUUUGCAUCAGUCUUUUCUUUAAGCUGUGAUUUUACUGUUGGUAUUGUAGUUAAGAUUGAAUUCCAGCUAGAGUAACUCUCAAAACUAAAAAUACAAAACCUAAAAAAAAUUAAUCUUACUUGUCCUGAAUAUCCACCUAUGUAAGAACAUGCAGUAUCCUCUAGAUGGUGCUGUUGCUCUUUCCACUAACCUCGGUUAUUUUAUAAAUGAAGUCCCUAUGACUUUUUCAUACCCUUUUUUUCUUCUGUUUUCUUUUCCAUCAGCAUUAGUUUUGAAAUCUUAGCAGUUUAUUAUGCUCGAGAAGCGCUCUGCCAAAUUUAAUGUGGAAAUGCUGGAAUAUUUGGAUAGGAAACUAUUUAUUUUUACUUUAUGUCGGAACAAUAUUUGAAUAGGUAUUGGUUUGGUUUCUGCUGGACUUCAUGUUCAGGAUGGAAGAGAAAAUGUAUGAAGUGAAACAUACCUUAUGUCUUUCUCUAUUUAAAAGAUAAGCCUAACCGUAUGCCAUUCUAAGCAGGUCUGGUUUUUGAUAGUUAUUUGAGAGCUGUUGUUCUUGUUCUAGCAAAAUAACCAUGACCAACAACAGUAACUAGGUUAUAAUCCAAGUUCCAUGAUUACAGAAUGACAACAAGUUAUUUAAUACAGAUUUUCUUUCUAGUGGGAUUGACGAAGCAGCCUAUUACACUUUGCAGAUGCCAGCCUGGGCACAGUCUGUACAGAAAGUCAUGUGAAGUCCUGAGCAGAUGACAUGCCAUCCCUCUGGUUUAUAUCAGAUUUUCACUGUCACCUAUUAUCUAAGUGUCCCUGUCGUAGCCAGCACUAAAAGGCCAUGAGACAACAAAGCAGAGUGAGAUUUUUCUUAAGCACCUUUGCCUGAGAACUUUGCCAUAAAUUAUGGUUUCAGGUUUAGAUUUGCACAUGCAAGGGGCCUGCCUUUCACCAGCCGAAAAGGGAUAGUAAAAACAAAUCACGUAUGAUGACUUCAGCACUCAUAUUGCAUUAUGUAUAUUGUUAAGUCCUGGUCCAAUUUGUUCCAAUGUUUUAUGUAAGAAUUUUGUUUGCAACCUUAAUGAUGACUUCCCAGCAAACCUAUGACCAAAUCGACAGUGAAAUAUUUGGCAGUUCCUUGAAGACCACACAUCUCUUAUAGCAGCGCUAAAGCCUUCAUUUUUUGAGGGGUGCUCAUUUUGCAAGUUGACAAAUUGAGGCACAUGCCGGGGACUCUAGAGGUCAUGUAUGAAAUCUAGAAAGAGGACUGUUGCAGUUGAUAUAUUCUGGUUAACUUGAAACUCCUCUCUGAGUGCUUUCACAAAUCAGCUGAAUUGUUUCAGAUCAUUUUAUUUGUCUGUUCCAGCAUUUCACCAUAUAAAUAACUUGAGCUCAUCUUGUAUAUUCCACAUUACUAAACUUUAGGGUCAAGAUGUAAAUUGUUUUCCUAGUUACUUGAUUUUUGAGAACAGUUGUAACAAGAUACGUGGGUACUCAGAGUAUUGGGCCUCCCCCCCAUCCCUUCUCUUGGACUCCUGGCACCACUGCCUAUUCUUUAGUCUGUCCUGCAGAGGUACACAUUUUUCAUAUCUGCACAUUGGGGUGUGUACUUCAUCCCUUUCUCAGCCAUGCAUCCACUCCUCGCAUCCUUUUAAAUAACACUGAACCACUAAAAUAAAGCAUCACUGUGUAAGACAGCAUUUGCACAUCAGUUAACCUCUGUCGAUAUGCUGUUUUCCCCUAUUAAGCUGCACCUUCCUUCCUGAGAUGAACUUACCCUCUCCCUUCCUGGAACAGAGUAAAGAUGAGUUAUGUUAAUAAUAAUCUGCAAUAGUAGGAAUUAGUGAGUUACGGACUUAAAACUUAGUAGGAAGCUGCAGAUGAACUGGAGAGUAAGUAAAACAGCAUUGAAGAGUUGCUUUGAGUUCAGCAUUUCAACAGAUGUGUUGUGGUGCAGCAGUAGUACAUAUGUGAAUUUUCAAGAAACGUUAAGAAAGUGAAACAUUUGGAGGAAGUCCUGAGACAAGGGAGAACAUAUGUACCCUUAAGGAUGCUUACAAUCUCAGAGUGCUACUUCUGGAAAGUUUUAACCAUUUAAAAAUCAGGGUGAAAGUAUUUUCAGCCUGUCUCGUUCUCCCACUUGUAAAACGAACUUUUGAAGUUUCAGGGCAAAAUACAAAAACAGAGGAAGCUACUUGAAUUUAAGAUUUUUCAUCUUGCAUGUGGAAGGCCUUUUGAACAGAAUGCCUGACUGAAUAGAUGAGAUUUGAAAAAAACCUAAGACCUUUUAAAAAAAAAAAAAGGAAAACUUGUGACCAUAUGCUUUUUUUUUUUUCCUCUCGGGUAUAAACAAUUUCUGAAGUACAAGUAGUAUUCCGUAGUUGAUAAAGGUGGUUAUGCGUUCCCCACAGCUACACUGCAAAUGCCGACAGUUUCAGCUUGGCAGUGUUCUGUCCAGUGGAAAUUAUCAUCAUGAUCGAUGAUCAUGAACUAGAAAUACCCUGUUAGAGAUUUACCUGUAUUGGCGAAAGUCUGUUUAUUGCUGUUUGACUGUAUUUGGCAGGUAAGAAGUGCCUUAAGAUGUUCUUAAUGGCUCUUUAGUUUGGUAGGCAGAUACAGACGUUGAAACUUGAAAAAAAAAAAAAUAGUAAGAUGGACGAUACUUAGCUAGGAUUACCCAGGAAAGUAUCUCAAGUCGUUUGGAGUCUUUUCUCUCCAACAAGGCCAGGGACUUGCAGGGUGAGAUCCGGUGAUGUUGCAUCAUAUCAUAUGGUGGCAAUGAAACUAGACAUUUGCAUUAGUAUCUUCAAGUUUUAAACUAUGGAAGAGAGCCAGUAUUUGAUGAUACCUAGAGGCAGCUAGAGAGGUAUGACUGGCAAGUGAAAAUAAUUGGUGAUUGGAUGGGUUUUUUUGUUGUUGGGCAUUUUUUGUUGUUGUUUUUUUUUUUUUAGUAUCGUUGUACCAAGCUGAGAAGUUGCCAAAGGGUUGUAAAUAGGCUAAUGAGUGCCUUGGGAACUUGUUGAUUUCUCAACAAAUCAUUUGCAGAGAGGAGAGUCUGCAUCAUUUGAGGUGGGGAGGAUGCUUAGAGGUUUUUUAAGCAUUGGAGACUGAAGAGUACUAGCUUGGUCUUGAAUCGUUUUUAAAGUCUGAGACAGUUAGAAUUGUCCAAUAAAUACUACUCCAGAUCAGCUUUGUUUUCUACUCAGAAUUUCAUGUGAUUUUGUUUUUGCACAACACUUGGCCACCUUUGAAAAACGAUUUUUUUUUUUUUUAAUGAGAAUAUCUUGAUGUUUUUCUCAGCUUUCCAUUUUUCAGUAAACUCUGAGCAGUUUGGAAAUUUUCUGGGAUCGCUCCCAUCAUA